Messenger RNA from Rhipicephalus sanguineus (brown dog tick), 966 nucleotides. RefSeq lists its product as uncharacterized. Lineage: Eukaryota; Metazoa; Arthropoda; Arachnida; Ixodida; Ixodidae. The coding region runs from base 1 to 966 and encodes 321 amino acids. The transcript has a single exon. Gene Ontology annotation, molecular function: zinc ion binding; nucleic acid binding. The record is from RefSeq and is a predicted model, not a curated record.
AUGUCGGCCGCUCCGUUCUUGCAAGGCAUGGCCCAGCUGCGUCCACCGUCGCCGUUCGACUUCGACAACCCCAGCUCAUGGCCUACAUGGCUGCUGCAGUUCGAGGACUUCUCGUUCGCUACCGGACUUUACGUCGCGCCGGCAGAGGUACAAGUGCGCUCCAUGCUUUACUGUAUGGGCCCGCAAGCCAGGGUUGUCCUCGCGUCGACCACGCUAGGCGAGGCGGAUAUGAAAGACGUCGCCGCCGUGAAGAAGGCUUUCACCGACCACUUCGUGCACCCGCCGAACGAGCUGUACGAAUCAGCGCGGUUCCACCGCCGUACGCAGCAACCAGGUGAAACGGCCGACGCAUUUUUUACGGCGCUCCGGACAAUGGUCAAGUCCUGCAACUAUCCGUCGCCCGACGUCGAAGAGCGGCUCGUCCGAGACCGUUUUCUCGUGGGCUUGCUCGACCGCGAACUCUCGGACAAGCUCUGUCGGAACCCGAAAAUGACGCUACAAGAAGCGCUGACGUACUACGUUCGUCGGCACGAAGACGCAGGUAACGAGCGCAGAGCUCGUGACUCGGCAGAGGCAUCUUCGUUCGCCGUCGACGCCGCUCGCCUUCGCAAAGGAAAGCAAGCGCCAGCUGAUAAGACAACGCAACAGCUGUGCCCAUUCUGCGGACGAGCGUCACACCCUCGCGCCGACUGUCCCGCUCGCAGUGCGUCGUGCAACUUUUGUCGCAAGAAUGGCCAUUUCGAAAGGGUGUGCCGCAAAAAGAAGCGCGUAAACGGGAAGCACACACGGAAGCCUUUGGCCAGCUCCAUCGAGUUGCAUGCAGUUGCGGGAGAGCGCCCGAACGCGAAGUUCGUCGAGGUACUCGUCGAUGGGCGCCCACUUUCCUUCAAGGCCCAGACAACAGUCGACAUCUUAUGCUCGUCCUCAAAAGGUACAAACGUCUUCGUCCGCUUGGCAGCAUUCUGA